This is a messenger RNA of Aureobasidium subglaciale EXF-2481, 4133 nucleotides long. RefSeq lists its product as uncharacterized. Lineage: Eukaryota; Fungi; Ascomycota; Dothideomycetes; Dothideales; Saccotheciaceae. The coding region runs from base 201 to 3749 and encodes 1182 amino acids. The record is from RefSeq and is a predicted model, not a curated record. The transcript is spliced from 5 exons.
UCCGUCGGGCAUCAAGAUAAUGCGAGAUGUGCGAAUUGAGGAAGCAGGCGCAGGACGAAAUAGAUGGCGACAAUCUGGAUAGGCGAGGAAGGCACGACCGAGAAGGUUAAUUCCUCCAAGACAGGGGAAACGGGAGUCAGAUUGGAUUUGCGGACCCUUGGACUUGGUUUGGCAGCGUGGCAGAGAGUUUGAGCGUUAGCAUGGCCCCGGCUCGCUCAUCGAUUCAGGCGAACGCGCGCUAUGAGCGUCUUUUGGAUGAUGGCUCAAUACUACCGGCACCUCAGACCAGCUGCUUGUUCGUCAUUGCCAGACUGCGGUACUUGGACAUGGCCGGCCCUCAGCAUUCGGCGCCUGUCAAUUUUGCGUCUGUUUUCCGUCCCAGUUCAAGAAGCAGCAACGUAAACACAUCGCCGUUCGCACCUUCCCCGAACACCGCAGCCACGACGACUCCCAAGACAAGCAGACGCUUCGCCUCGCUCAGAGGGCUGCAUGACCGCACAAACUCAUCGCGUCUGAAGAAGCAGCAGCAGCAGCAACAGCAGCAGGCGCCUGCCCGGCCCUCGACGUCGGCGUCGACGGUGCGCUUCCAGAAACAAGACGAACUCGGCGACAUGAUCGAUGCCACCGGGCCCAAGUCACGCCGUGAGCGCACGCUGAUCGGCACAGAGUGUGCAGCAUGUGAGGAGCCGCUGGAGCACACGUUGCGCGGCGAGCGCAUUCUGCAGCUGUCGUGUGGCCAUGUCGCUCACGAAGCUUGUUUCUACGAGUUUAUCAAGGAGUUUGAGUCGCAGGAAUGCCCUUCGUGUAACGCUCCAUUGGGGCUCGACACCAGCCGCGGCGGAAACCUAAACUUUGCAAAACUCAACAACCUGGUCAACAACCGUAGCACAAACAGCCCCGACUUGCGCGACCGUACGCGGGACUCGGACAACACUCCCACGCCGUGGGACGACCCGCCUCGCCAAACUCACCACAGCCAUGGCUCGGUGCAAACCGCCAUCCUCGACCCAAGCCCGCGUCCACCCACCCAGGCCAGCUUCACUCGCUCUCAUCACCACAACAACAGCGUCAACACCCACAACACCCAUCACAACAGCAUCAACACUCACAACACUCACAACAGCGUGCAAACCAGAUCGGUCGAGUCACGUCAGCAUGAGAGAAACAACAGUCAAGCGACAGACGAGUCUCGCAAUCGCAGGAUCGAAUACGACCUCCAGUCCAUCGCUGCUGACAUUCCCAGCCCACGUCACACCGUCAAGAAUCCCAUACCCGCCCCUACUGUCACUGUCCGCACCGAGUUUCCCACUCUCAAUCGAAGUCGUCAGCAGCAAAGCUUGACUUGCUUGGUCACAGUCGAGGUAGUUGACGGAAAAUGGCGUCCUGAUCCCGAAGACAUCGUUUCUCCAGCUACCGACAACAUCGAUACCAUGUCAAUGCCCCGCUCGCCUGAGGCUCAACGCCAAUUCGACCUUCCGCACACCCCUUCGCACGUCUUGGACCGUGUCACUGAAGAUUUGCACACAAAGGUUGACAAUUGGCACGGACUGGACUUUUCAAGAUUCGGCAGACUUCUUCUCCAUGGCACCAUUCGUGUAGGCAAAGACCGCCAAUCUUGGCAAGAUCUGGAGUGCUACCUUUUCACUGAAAUGCUCAUAUGCAUCAAGGAGAAGAAGCCUCAGAACCAGUGGGAGACAGCGUCUGAGUCUGCCAAGAUGAGAACAAAGUGUACCCUCAAAGGCUCCAUCUUGAUCAAGAGACACCUCAAGCAGGUUCAAUUCGUUCCUGAGCACGAUAUUCUCACUCUCAAUCUCUCAGUCGCCGAGCUACCACACUUCCAUCUUCAAUUCCGCGAUAGAUCACAAUUGGAUAUCUGGAGACGCGCCCUCAUCAGUAUCAACAGUCUCGAGUUAUCUGAAAGCGACGAAGAUCUCGAGACCUCGGGGACAGAUGAAGACGAGCUCGCAUCAAGAGGUGGUAGACGGUCCUCCAUACCGUCAUCUUAUGGUGCUCCCAAGUCUGCCUACACUGCACCCACCGAGUACACCAGUCCUACUUUCCGCGGUACACAAGGAUUCAGGCUUCCUGUCACAAUCCACGUUCCCCUAGACAUUGUGGUUGUCAUCCCCAUUUCUUCAUCCAUGCAAGGUCUCAAGAUUUCAUUGCUACGCGACGUCCUGCGUUUCCUGGUGAAUAGUCUCGGUGAGCAGGAUCGUAUGGGUCUUGUAACCUACGGAUCUAGUGGAGGUAGCAUGCCUGUUGUGGGCAUGACUUCCAAGAAAUGGAACGGUUGGUCAAGAGUUUUCGAAGCCAUCAAGCCCAUCGGCCAGAAGAGCCUUCGCGCUGACGUUGUCGAUGGCGCGAACGUGGCCAUGGAUCUUUUGAUGCAAAGAAAGGCGACCAACCCCAUCUCUGGCGUCAUGCUCAUUAGUGACUCCACAACAUCCGACAUCGAGAGCGUCGAUUUCGUCGUCUCACGCGCUGAGGCUGCAAAGAUCGCGAUUCACUCUUUCGGUCUAGGUCUUACACAUAAACCUGAUACGAUGAUCGAGCUCUCCACUCGUACCAAGGCAACAUACACAUACGUCAAAGAUUGGAUGAUGCUCCGCGAGUGCGUGGCUGGCUGUCUGGGAUCUCUGCAAAGUGUUUCACACCAAAACGCUAAACUGAGACUCCGCUUGCCGGAGGGUUCGCCUGCUAAAUUCGUCAAGAUUAGCGGUGCCCUUCAAAUCACAAAGCGUGCCACCGGUCGCGAUGCUGAGGCAUCAUUAGGUGAUCUGCGAUUUGGCGAUAAGAGAGAUAUUCUUGUACAGUUAGCCAUCUCACCCGACAACUCAAGUCCCGAACAGGAUCUGCAAGACCCUUGGGAGACUAUCGUCUCUGGACUCGAGGCAUUGGGCGGACCUCUUGAUCAAGAUGAUAUGCGCCCGGUAUCUGUCGAAGAAGUCCCGCUCAUUCAAGCCGACCUCGCGUGGGGCGACAUUUUGCGCGAAGGCAAUGUUUCUCAGCUACCUCGUCCAUCACUUCUCGCAAUCACCAUGUUACCUCCAGUCUCGAAAAAGACUUCAGUGGGCCGCACAUUGACUCCAGCAAUCCCACCUCAUCCGUCGGUCGUUCAGCGCCGCAUGGAGUUGUUGACUUCCGACAUGCUCACCAGAGCUUUGACGUUGGUGUCAAGAGGUCAGCAUGAGAGAGCCUCGCAUCUCCUUACAGAGACUCGAAGCAUCUUGAAGGGUCUUGGCAAGGGAGGCCUCCCUCCACUUCCACCACCUUCGGCGCCCCCAACUGCUCGUCUGCCGCCAACUCCUACGGCAAGCAUUCACAGUAACGGUAACGAUGGUCCCGCUUCUGGCCUUCCUUCAGGUCCGCCGGCUGGUCCUCUACCGCCACCUCCCAUGUUCAUGGGAGCACCGCCUUCCACGGAGCCAAGACGUACACCUACACCACCUCGUCUUGAGCCCAUGAGCCCUUUCACACCUGCUGCCGGUAUCGACGCUGAUAUCAUGUCAGCACUCGAUACUGAGCUCGCCUCAUCUCUGGAAUGGAUCAACCACCCCGCCGUGUUUGGUCGCGACAGUCGCAAAGCUGUAUUGCAGGCCAUUGGUGUUAUCAGCAGUCAACGCGGUUUCACCAUGCGCACACCGGCCGAGAGCCUCUGGGCCACACGUGUUCCUGGUACCAGACGUCUGAACGACCGUAGUCGCGAGUGGCGCGAGACUGGAGACGAGCUCCUCGCCGAGGAGACUUAAAAAAGCAAUACGUUGCUAACUUCUAACGACGACUUACGAUUUUCAUUUCCCUUCGCCUCGAUUUAUUCCAUAUCUUUCUUACAUUCUUCUAAGAUAUCCACCUUCUUCUUUUCAUUCUUGUCGAUACCCGUUUCUUGUCUAUCUUGUUCUUCACUUUUCUCACCAUUUUUGUUGCCAUUCUCUCUGAGGUUGUUGGGAAGGGCCAACGAUAUGUGUCCUGGAGCUUUUACAGGAAGGAAGGAGAUAAAAAAGUCUAUUACGCGGUACAUGCUGUUUAUACUGUGCUUUCGAGCUCUUCUUGCUUUCCGCGCCAGAUCAAAUUAUGUAUACCCACUUAGAUAGAACGGCAUUGUGAUCUUCUAUCAUACUAUCUCAUCUCGGCUG